AUGAGCAGUAAAUUGAUUUUGGACUCGCAAAUGAAAGUUUCGUCCUCGAAGUUCUAUACAUCCGGUGCCGAUAAUGGAAGAAAAGGUUUGCCAUCUAUACCUAAUGUCCGACAUGGUGGUUGGAUAGCAGCAGACCAUGAUAGUGAUCCUUGGUUUCAGGUUGAUUUUAUUGUCAAUGUGACUAUCAGCAUAUUAUAUAUGCAAGGAUUGUCUGGCACGAACCAUAGUGUGACAAAGUACAAAAUUGCCUCUAGCGAUGAUGGCGAAACAUUCUCCGAUUACAAAACAAAUAACCAGCAAACGGCCAAG
This is a messenger RNA of Paramuricea clavata, 309 nucleotides long. NCBI's taxonomy places the organism in Eukaryota, Metazoa, Cnidaria, Anthozoa, Malacalcyonacea, Plexauridae. The record is from the annotation of a GenBank genome assembly.